UGGUCCCUAACCUUAGAAGGUGUACAGCAGCAAGCUGGCAAUUAUAAUGGUCCUUUGAGAGCGUGGUGGUACGCACCUGGAAUAACAACCCUGAAGAGCUAGAGGCAGGAAGACCAGAAGUUCAAAGCCAACCUCAGCUGUAUUAUGAGCUUGAAGGCAACCCGGGUACUAGAUAGCCUGUCUCAAAAAAACCAAAAAUGAGGCUGAGCAGCGGGGUGCACACCUUUCAUCCUGCCACUCAUGAGGCAAGAGGCAGGUGGAUCCCUCUGAGUCUGAGGCCAGCCCGGUCCACUUGGUGAGACCCUUGUCUAAACGGCAAAACGUUCCUUGGCAGAAGUAUUGUCCGUGUGGCCAGGUCUGCCUAGCGCUGCUCAGUCUGCAGCACCGAAGAACCCAGCUGCUACUUAGAGAGCCCCUCCCCCUUGCCCUGACCAGCUAAGGCAGUUUGGUGUCCUUUUCUCUGCUUUGACCCACAGCAGGAUGGGGAGAGCCUGCCAGGGACCUGACUCAGCCUUGAGAUUGCCGGCAGACAUAACAAAGGGUGGGGGCCCUGGGGGCAGGAACCUAGCCAAGCAGAUACCCAGCCCCAAUCUGCCACUAGGACCCUUCGAGCUCUGAACUUCAGUACUCUGUCUUCCUCAUGGACCGCACCGUAGUGCUCAUUACCGGCUGCUCCUCCGGUAUCGGCUUGCACUUAGCUGUUCGUCUGGCUUCUGACCGGUCCCAGAGCUUUAAAGUGUAUGCCACAAUGAGGGACCUGAAGGCACAGGGACCACUGUUGGAGGCAGCCCGGGCUCGAGGAUGCCCUCCUGGCUCCCUGGAGACACUGGAAUUGGACGUCAGGGAUUCGGAUUCUGUGGCCGCUGCCCAGGCAUGUGUGUCCGAGGGUCGUGUGGAUGUGCUGGUGUGCAAUGCCGGCCGGGGCCUUUUCGGUCCGCUGGAGGCGCAUGAGCUGGACGCAGUGGGUGCUGUGCUGGACGUGAAUGUGGUCGGGACAGUUCGGAUGCUGCAGGCCUUUCUGCCAGACAUGAAGAGACGCCACUCCGGGCGCGUGCUAGUGACUGCGAGCGUAGGAGGCUUGAUGGGGCUGCCAUUCCACGAAGUUUACUGUGCCAGCAAGUUCGCGCUCGAAGGUUUGUGCGAGAGUCUGGCGAUCCUGCUGCCGCUCUUUGGAGUCCACGUGAGUCUCAUCGAGUGCGGGCCGGUGCACACGGCCUUUUAUGAGAAGCUAGAGGGUGGUCCAGGCGGGGCUCUGGAGCGGGCAGAUGCCCAGACACGCCGCCUCUUCACGCACUACCAGCGUGGCUAUGAGCAAGCUCUGAGCGAGGCCCAGGACCCGGAGGAGGUGACGGAGCUCUUCCUGACCGCACUGCGAGCCCCGCGGCCAGCGCUGCGCUACUUCUCCACCGACCGCUUCCUGCCACUGACCCGAAUGCGCACAGAGGAUCCCAGCGGCAGCCGCUACGUCGCCGCCAUGCACCGCGAGGCCUUCGCUGAUCUGCAGGCGCAGGAGGGCCCUGAAGCUGGGGCCAGAGCCCCUGGGGACCGGGAUGCGACCUCCAGUGCCCUCAUUUGCCUCCCAGGGUGUACGUCCCCUAGGGUGGCAUCUGAAUUGUGCUGGCCUGCAUCGGAUAAACCGGGUCAGGACUAACCAUGUUACCAGCAAAAGAGCUAA
Peromyscus leucopus (white-footed mouse) is the source of this 1675-nucleotide messenger RNA. RefSeq names its product hydroxysteroid 17-beta dehydrogenase 1 (gene Hsd17b1). The record is from RefSeq and is a predicted model, not a curated record. Gene Ontology annotation, molecular function: estradiol 17-beta-dehydrogenase [NAD(P)+] activity. Gene Ontology annotation, biological process: estrogen biosynthetic process. Lineage: Eukaryota; Metazoa; Chordata; Mammalia; Rodentia; Cricetidae. The transcript has 6 exons. Gene Ontology annotation, cellular component: cytoplasm.